Messenger RNA from Colletotrichum destructivum, 2197 nucleotides. RefSeq lists its product as uncharacterized. The coding region runs from base 1021 to 1194 and encodes 57 amino acids. Lineage: Eukaryota; Fungi; Ascomycota; Sordariomycetes; Glomerellales; Glomerellaceae. The transcript has a single exon. The record is from RefSeq and is a predicted model, not a curated record.
GUUGAAUGUCGCCUUGGCUUUCCUUGCGUGGCCUCCGUAUCUCGUCGGUACGUGUUUGCCCUCUGUAAAGGUGCAACUCAACGCCGCGUACGAACGCCGCGUACGUACAAGUAUGGUACCCAUCACUCGCCUUCGUUUCGACUGUCUGGGCGCUGCCGUCUUUGGUAAAGUUAUAAUCCUGGACUUGUGGUUUGGGCCGCGCAGACAGCCAAGCGAGUAUUCCCCAUUUGGGCAUGCUCCUGAGAGAAAGUCCCCUAUUCUGCAUUCUGUCGUCUUGGCCUCUACUUGUCGUCCAAGCUUCAAUAACAGGAGGCUAUUCAUCUCAGAGCGGUUAACCACCAACCAGAUGCGACGGUCCCCGUCCACCGCUCGGGCCGCCCUGACAUCCCACCUUCGCAUGUUGUCUCAAUGGCAGAACCAGCUCAUUGCGGAUCGACAACGACGACAAUAAUCCAUUCGACUAUCGGCUUGUCUGUGGAAUUAAUGGGGAAACCUCGCGAAACAAGCAUCAGUGUUCCCAUCAGACGGGGCCACCAGAGCUAAAGCUGCAAACGGAAACGUCAUGCUCACUCUGGCGCACCGAGAUAGAGUCGGGAGGUGACAGCCAUGGCCGGACGGCCUUUGGACAUGUCCAGCGCCCGGAACGGAGCCGCUCGGUGCUCCCUUCGGUUCAACUUCCGUAUGCAAGGUCCGCCGCAUCGGGGUUCGAGUCCUGCCACAACAAGGACAUUUCAAACACUCACCCUGUCCCUCUCUCCAAUGGCCGUCCAACAAAAGCCACAGUGCCGGUUUCAUCCACUCUGUUCUUCUCAGUACCCGGCAUAGCUGAUGAGGUGAGGAAAAGAGGGCUCGUACUAGUGAGCGAGCCCAUGCUACGUAUUCUUCCCUUUCAGAAAGUAGUCAUCCCGUCUAGGGGUCGGCCGGCCGCCCAGUCGCAACCAGGGUCCCUGUCGUCCUCUCCAUGGCCCUGUCGUUUCAGGAUGCAAAAGUUUGGAGACAAGCUCCAGUCGAUGGGCAUCAAUGGCGAACACCAACCACCGGCAAGGCGGGAGGAGUCAGAACGACCUGUUCUUCGAGACUUCCCCUGUCGACGCCCAACGUGCGAGGGCCCCGCACAAGUCGAUCUGCCGCUCACCGAACCCAACCCUCUUGACGGCUAGCCCGGCGAGCCGAAGAAAUGUGUUGACCAUAUGAUAUCAUUGGAACGAUAGAGCAGGACGGGCUACAGAUGAAGCGCGUGCGCAGCCUCAGUGAUCCUCGUGGACACCCUCGUCGAUACGCCAACUGGGCCAACUGCCCUGUCGUUCCGCAGCCGUCCUAAAUCCGGUUGGCAUCGCCGUCGUCAGCCGGACGUCCCAAGUAUGUUUGGGAUCCCUGCCAGUACCCAUGGCCUUGGGCGAUAUUCCCCUACUGUGUAGUGUAUCACAGAAAAGUGUGACACACCAAAGCCUGUGCGCCAUCAAUAACCUGUAGGCUUCAGGACGAGCUUUUCAUAUUGGCAGAGAAGAAAACAAAGAAGAAAAACAAUGAGUGACUCCCUGAGAGGCGCCCUUUGCCGCCGCCCACCUAUGCGCGUCUGCUCAUCCACCCUCGCUGCCUCGCAACCACUCAGUUGCUCUCGCUGAUCAGACUACCAGGUUUCCGUUGCUGUGGUCCACGUGCCCCUUCGGCAAACAACCCCAUAGGAUAACCAAAGAAAGUAUAACAUUGUCUCCGCCAUCGAGCUGUCUUGGGUCGUCUUGGGAGGUAUUCGAAGGAGCCUGUAUGCUCCGCACCUUAUCCCUCCCGUCGCUCGAGCAUCCUGGCGGCUUGAGGGCGGGGUGGGGUUGCAUGGCGACGCAAGGCAGGGCCCGGAGGAAGCUUUCCAAAAGAAAAGACGUAAAAGGCCGGCAGGCCGGAUCGAUACGUUCGGUUCUUGCCCGGGUUGUCUACCUCUCUCUCUCUCUCUCGCUCUCUCUCUCUCUCUCUCUCUCUCAUUCCCGACGUUAUCUUCUUCAGUUAUUCUGUUCGCCGCGAGCCAUCUAUUUGCUCGCACUUCGACCCUCCGCUUUGGCAUCUCUUUACCCGUAUCAAUCCAGGGUAUCGUAGAAGCCCACUCCUCCUGUUUUCGGCAGCAAACCCCAUCCAUGAGCCAGCUCAGCCUCAGCCGACUCGUCGAAUACAAAAUGCAAUCGACCAUUGUCUUGUCCCCGUCGAC